CCGAGGUGGAGAAAUGACUGUUUUUGGAUUUGGGAGUGACUGAGCUGUUGAUUAUAGCUGAGGAGGCUGCUGGAGCUCAAGCGUUUGUGGAGAAAUGCAAAUUCACAUAUGGAGGCAGAUUAUACAGUGUUGUGUUUGAGCAGCUGAGCCUGUGAAGGCCCCAGUGGCGGCCAUGUUGGAUCUCUUCCAGAGAGUGCUGGUGUUGACCCGUCUUCACCCUUCACCUCACGGCACCUUACUGCCGACCUAACUCCUCACUCUCUCUGUUUUUCCUUCAUCUCUUUCUUCCACCGCCUGGCCGGGAGAAAGGACUUUGGAAAAAUGUCCUAUGCACACCAUAAGCUGCUCACCUGGAGCUUACCUCACCUCCUUCUCCUGCCGCUGACCUACCUCUGGCUCUUGGCUACUCCUACAGGUGUGUCUGCAAAUCUCUGCCGGGUGACCGGCGGGGUGCUUGGGAUCCACUGGAGCAGCGUCAUCAGCCUCGGUUGGCACCCUCUGGCGGAUGGGCGAGGCGGGGCGACGUGCUGGGAGUCCUGCUGCUUGAAGCCGAAUUGCAAUGCCGUGUGGAGCCUCGGAGGGCGCUGCGUGCUUCUCAGCUGCACCCGUACGGGGGGCUGCCCCAUCUCCAUUUUGCCCCAGCCUCAUCAGGAGUCCCUCGGCCUCCUUCAGCUGCUCUCCAAGGGUCCGGUCACAGUAAGACGUAGGAGGGCUCGUGGUGCACAGCAAGCAGGAAGCCACAAACCGCCAAUAGGCCAGCUAACCAGCACGCAGGAAAACCCCAAACUGGAAACAGCUCACCCAUCUCCAACAGUACCGAGCACCAUCGCACUUCCUCAAACAGCCCAAAAGAACGUCAGUCAGUUAACCAAUGGGAGCGCUGGCACUGAUCCAGCUCCUUUACCACCAAACUCAACAAUAGGCACCGUUGAUACGGCUGCGUCUUCCAAUAGCAGCGAUGUCAGCACAACCACGGCAACUGCUAUCGUCACAGCUCCAACACAGUCUGUGAGGGAGCUGGUGGUGUCAGCAGGAGAGAGUGUCGAGGUCACGCUGCCACGCAAUGAGGUCGAACUCAACGCCUUCGUGGUCCCAACACCCCCAUCAGGGUCAAACUAUGCAUUCGACUGGCGUCUGAUAACACAUCCCAAAGAUUACAGCGGGGAGAUGGAGGGGAAGCACAGCACGCCACUGAAGCUCAGCAAGCUGACUGUGGGCCUGUACGAGUUUGAGGUGACAGUGGAUGGGGAGGGGGCUCACGGCGAAGGUUACGUCAAUGUCACAGUCAAACCAGAGCCGCGGGUAAACAAGCCUCCUGUUGCCGUAGUUUCCCCAAAGUUCCAGGAGAUCUCCUUGCCAACCAGCUCUACGGUGAUAGAUGGCAGCCAAAGCACUGACGAUGACAAGGUGGUGGCGUGGCACUGGGAAGAGGUCAAAGGCCCCCUGAGGGAAGAGAAGGUCUCUGCCGACACCGCCGUCCUCACGCUGACCAGCUUGGUGCAUGGGAACUACACAUUCAGUCUGACUGUGACAGACUCAGAUGGAGCCACAAACUCAACGCAGGCCACCCUUUCAGUCAACAAAGCCAAGGACUACCGACCUGUGGCCAAUGCCGGCCCGAACCAGGUCAUCACCCUGCCACGUAACUCCAUCACUCUGUAUGGCAACCAGAGCACAGACGACCAUGACUCCCUGGGCUACGAGUGGUCACUCAGCUCAGAGAGCAAAGACAAGGUGGUGGAGAUGCAGGGCGUUAGGACACCGAUACUGCAGCUGUCAGCCAUGCAGGAGGGAGACUACACUUUCCAGCUGACUGUGACGGACUCGGCUGGACAGCAGGACACCGCUCAGGUCACAGUCAUUGUGCAGCCAGAAAACAAUAAGCCACCACAAGCAGAUGCAGGACCGGAGAAGGAGCUGACUCUGCCAGUCGAUCGAACCACACUGGACGGCAGUAAGAGCAGAGAUGACCAGAAGAUCGCCACGUACCACUGGAAACAGACCAAGGGUCCUGAUGGUGUGAAGAUCGAGAACGCGGACAGUGCUGUUGCCACGGUGACAGGUCUCCAGGUUGGCACGUACGAGUUCACCCUGACAGUAACUGAUGAGAGGAAACUGCAGAGUACAGACACUGUCACGGUCAUUGUCAGAGAAGAACUGGACCAGCCACCUGUGGCUCAUGUUGUGUCGAGUCUGCCCAUCUCUCUGCCUGUCAAGACGGCCACCCUGGAUGGAUCUCACUCCACUGAUGACAAAGGUGGUGUCAGCUACCUGUGGACCAGAGACAACACCAGCCCUGCCGCUGGGGAUGUGUUGAACAACUCUGACCACCAGGCAGUGCUGUUUCUGGGAAAUCUGGUGGCAGGGAAGUACAUCUUCACCCUGACUAUAACUGACAGUAAAGGACAGACCAGCAGAGACAGAGGCACAGUGGAGGUCAAACCAGACAUAUGGGAGCGUGACCUAGUGGAGCUGGUGUUGGAGGUCUCGGUGUCUCAGGUCUCCCACCGUCAACGUGACAUGCUGCUGCGCCAAGUCGGGGUGUUACUGGGUGUGCUUGACAGUGACAUCAUUGUACGAGAGAUCAGUGCGUUUAAUGAGCACAGCACUCGUUUGGUCUUCCUGGUGUCAGGCGGCCCAGGGCGCCCUCCUCUGUCUGGCCACAGCGUUGCAUACGGCCUACGCAACAAGCUACGCAAACAGAAGAAUGACUUUCUCAUUUACAAGGCACGACGGGUGGAUACAGUCAUCUGCCAGCUGAACUGCUCCGGUCAUGGCGAGUGUGACUCGUUCACGCGGCGCUGUGUCUGCCACCCUUUCUGGAUGGAGAACUUCAUCAGAGCUCAGCUUGGUGACGCAGAGAGCAACUGUGAGUGGAGUGUCCUCUAUGUAACUAUAGCAUCCUUUUUGAUUGUGGUUGCUAUAGCAACCGUUGUCUGGGGAAUGGUCUGUUGUUGCAACAGACGUAAGAGCAGAGUACGCAGAAACAAAAGUCGAUAUAAAAUGCUAGAAGCUGACGAGCAAGACAGUCUGGAGCUACAACCACCCAGAGCUGGCCGUCUGAAGCCAGUCCCCGCCCCCACCUCCUCCGCCCUCAUGCACUCGGACUCUGACCUGGACAGCGAUGACGGGCAGGGCGGGGUCCCGUGGACGGAGCAGGAGCGGGGCCACCUCCUGAGGCCCCAGAACGGCUCCCUGAGGAACGGCCAGGGUCCGGCGAGGGGCAAGAAGCAAAGAGAAGAGCUGCUAUAGCAAGAGAGGAGGGGGGGAGUUCGCCGCUGCCCUCGCACACACUCGCACACACCUCCUCCUCCAGCCGUCACACACACCUUGUUCCUCACUCUUCUCCUUUCUACGUUGUUGUUGUCGCUCAACACAAAAACCUCACGCCUCUCAUCCAUGAAGACGGACUGUGUGAUCCCUGGAUUUAGAAAGGGGAGGGGGGGGAGAGGACAAACAUGCUGGAAACAUGUUAUCCCACUGUCACAGAAAAAGAAAAAAAAAAAAACACACCACUAUACUGGAAUUUCCCUGCUCCCACUCUGAGCCAAUACAGAGGAAGAAAGCUACGAUUUUGUGAAGAAUAUAGGGGGUGAGCACUGUGUAUUUGACAGAUUUACAAGUAGACCACUAUAAUUUAACACAGAGACAUGAAGAAUGUACUGUUACCCCUCUUACCAAUGAUGACACACGUUGGUUAUAGAGACUACGGGGGGAGAAGACUCACCUGAAUGACACUUGACUUUUUUGGGGGGAAACAAAAAAACAAAAAACAAAACUCUUGCUUCGACGACACGAAAAAAAAACCAGCGAGCCCACUUGACACACUCACACCUUUUGCCUCUCAUAGACACGCAUGUACGCACACAAACACUCUUUCACAUUUCUUUCACACACAACUUGUACCAGGUCAACGUGACGCUACCAAACACUGCCAUGUUAAAAAAACCAAUGGUUAACUCUGCUCUAGUUAUUAUUAUUAUUUUUUGCGUUAGUCGUCGAAAAUGAUGACUCAGCAGGAAAAGAACAACCAAAACAGAGCAAACCAACAGCAAUGGACCUCCCAAACCCUAACCCUUCCAAAAAACCGAAAAAAAUGUGCAUGAAGAGUGACAGAUUGCGGUUCGGAGUAAUCGCCUGCAUGUUUGUCGAGUGUAUGUAUGCGCCUGACACGGUGGAUUUUUCGCGGCUGCUGUGCCAAAAGUUGUUUCUUCAGAGCAGUCUGUAUGUUUUUAUGUCUGUUAUUAAGAGUUACAGAUGGCGGGUCGGUCAGAGAACCUUGAAAAAAAAAAUGCUGUUUUUUUGUUUGUUUAUUUUUUUUCUCGGAGUCUCGCCUCUCUGUGGAUUAAGUCGUCGGGACACACACUGGAGUACACAACGUUAAUGAGUUCGGUCUCUGCGGCCCCCCCCCCCGACAGAGGAAAGGGUUAUAAUGAGGAGAAAGAUGAAGUUCGCAACAGAUGGGAUUAAAAAAAGGACACGGCUUCCUUCACUCAUCUCAAUACUCAUUACUGUAACGAUUGCUUGAACCAUGCAAACCACUUCCUGUUUUGUUUUUGUUUGUUUGUUUGUUUGUUCACAAACAACCUUUAGGCUGUGAUUAGAUGUCGAUGCACUUUGAUUUCAUGUCUGUCAGCUUCAGUAUCAUUUUGUCUCUCACUGGCUGAAAAGGGAUGGGCAAAAAGUUUGAAAGGUUAAGCCAUGAACGCAGCUGCUGACUGCGUUUUUAAAGUACAUAAAAUAGCUAAUUUUCUUGACAUAAGACAGAUCAUGGCGAAGGAUAUGCUUUGGUAAAUGCAGCUGAAGUCCAGAUGCACCACUGUAAACCUCACUUGGUGACACAUCUGUAAACUUGAAUUAAUAAGUGUGAGCAUAAUAUAUAUAUAUGGAGAGAAAGAGAAAAAAGUGGGAGUUUAUUAAUUUUGUGAAGUUAUUUUGCAUUUUUUGUGCAAUUUCAGCAAACAGUGAUGGUCUGUUUGUUUAGGAAGAUCACGUCUAUCCUUUCUUUUCUUUUUGUUUUAAAUAUUCAGUUAGCUUUACUUGAAUUGGGCACAGUUAUUAGGAAAUCUGUUUGGAUGAAGGAAAAUAAUUGACAUUAAUACAGGCAUCAGUAAACUUCCAUAAAAGUGUGUUGUGUGUCCAGAACGACCAGAAACUGUGCUAAAUCCUGAAAAAUGAUUUCUUCCGGCAAAUAAGAUAAGAGCAGAAAGUUGAUCUGAGGGAUGUUAGUCUCUUCAAAGAGGAGUCUGCCACAGAUACACCAGUACAUGAACACGGAGGAGAAAGAAAAACUGCAAAAGCUGCUUCUGUUUUUUUUCCUUCUGUGUAUCAGUGAUAGUGAAGAGUGUUUCUGUGCCGAGGGAAACUUUAACCAAAAGGCUUCCCUGUAACAUCUCACAGUGUGAUCGCUUUGCAUGCAGAGUGUGAAACUGACUGACCUGUAAGUUUAAUUUUUACACAUUUUAAGUCACUUUUUCUUUGUUGAAUGUUAAAAGGGUAUGUCAUUGAUUUAGUUUAACCUGUAUGUGUGUGAAAUAAGCAAUCAUUUACAUUUUUUUUGCUUGUUUUGCAAAAAGAAAAAGUCUAUUUUGUAUUGUCAAGUCAUCUCAUGCUGAUGCACAUCUGGUCAGAGUAGAGAUGUUUUCAAAAUUUCUUACAGAUGUGCAGAAUUGAUCUGUCCAAGUGCCAAUUCUGUAAAAAUAUCAUCUUUUGAACAUUUUGAGAUAAUGUGGUCAUCUUGUGUUUUUUUGCACAUCAUAAGGAAAGGUUUAUGUAGUACAUAUCCAGAUCUGAUGUCGAUUCGCUCUCAAAAACCACCCAAAUUGUUAAAAUCUCUCUUUGUGUACUUUUACCCAAAACUCAAAGUAGAAAGGUUAUUUUUAUACCCAUCUGGCAAUAACACCAAAUUCAACAUUUCUUCUGUUACACGUACAACAAUGGAUCUGUACAAGUGAAUUGACCUCGACUCUGGUGGAGUCCACUGUGAAGGCAGAAAGAGAACAUGGGGAGCAACGGUUAAAUUAAAGGAGUUAAUUUAAAAUGUUUUGAAUGGAAAUUCAGUGAAGGAUUUCCCCUUCUUACUGUGUGACCACACCUGAUGCAACUGGAUAAUCUGUAAAUUAAAAAUAAAAUGUUUC
Molecule: messenger RNA, 6137 nt
Organism: Scomber japonicus (chub mackerel)
Lineage: Eukaryota; Metazoa; Chordata; Actinopteri; Scombriformes; Scombridae
Product: KIAA0319-like ortholog
Exons: 24
Coding region: 322-3252 (976 amino acids)
Cellular component (GO): plasma membrane; cytoplasmic vesicle
Source: RefSeq, a predicted model, not a curated record